Messenger RNA from Polistes dominula (European paper wasp), 2126 nucleotides. RefSeq names its product RNA-binding protein 28-like. The record is from RefSeq and is a predicted model, not a curated record. NCBI's taxonomy places the organism in Eukaryota, Metazoa, Arthropoda, Insecta, Hymenoptera, Vespidae. Gene Ontology annotation, molecular function: mRNA binding. Gene Ontology annotation, cellular component: nucleolus.
UUAUAAAAACUAUAUAAAAACGUUUAAAAACUCUGAUAUUUUUAUAUUUUUAACAAGUAUAUUAUUUCAACUAAACAGAAAAUCUAUAACCUAUUCAUAUAAGUGUACCUAACCUCAAAUACUAGUUUUCUUAAGAUACAUUCUAAAUUAUGGAAAGRAAAAAUAUACAUUCGUUAAAAAAUAAACAAAUUUAUAAAGAAAAUGUUCGUAAGAAGAGAGCAAGGAUAAUAAUAAGAAAUCUGCCAUUUCAACUCACAGAGGAUAAUUUAAAAGAAUAUUUUAAUGAGUAUGGUAAAMUUGAAGAAGUAAAGAUAUUAGAGAAAAAUGGAAAAUCUGUUGGUUGUGGUUUUGUACAAUUUGAUCAUGUACAAAGUGCAGCGAAAGCAAUACAUCAUGCAAACAUGAAGAUACUUCAAGGUAGAUCCAUCGUGGUUGAUUGGGCGAUACCAAAAAGUAAGUAUAAAAAAGAUAAAAAUAACCCAGGAAAUAUAAAGGAAGAUAAUAUUGAUGCUGAAAUAAAGAUGGAAUGCGAAGAAAAUCAGAAUGAUGAUUCUAAAAACGAUUAUAUAAGUUUAUCGACUGAAAAAAACCAAGAGGAUAUACAAGAUUUAUCAAAAGAAGAAGAUAUAAAAGAUGAGAAAGUUACUGAAGAAAUGUCUGAAGAAGAAGAAGAAGAAGAAGCAGACGACAAAGAAUUAAUUAGGAGACAAAAUUUCAAACGUGAGUCUAAUGAUGUUGAAGAUGGUAAAACCAUAUUUUUAAAAAACGUACCAUUCUCGACGACAAAUAAUGAACUCAAAAAAUUUAUGGAAGAAAGGUUCGGUCCAGUUUAYUAUGCUCUAAUAUGCAUAGACCGUAUGACUGAACAUUCCAGAGGUACAGCAUUUGUAAAAUUCAAGAAUAUAGAAGAUACUGAAAAAUGUUUAUCAGCAGGGACUGAACUACGUUUACAAGAUGAAAUUCUUGAACCUUACAAGGCAUUAAGUAAAAAAUGUAUUAUGGAUAAAAAUAAUUUAAAGAAUAAAAAAGAAAGAGAUACGAGAAAUUUAUAUCUUGUUAAAGAAGGAGUAAUAACAGCUGGAAGCCCAGCUGCAGUAGGCGUAUCAGCUACAGAUAUGGCUAAACGAUUACAACUUGAACGUUGGAAAUCUCAGAUAUUACGUAAUUUAAAUAUGUUUGUUUCAAGAAUACGUUUAGUUGUUCAGAAUUUGCCAGCUUCACUAGAUGAUGCGAAACUUAGGUUAAUUUUUAAAAAAUAUGGUGGACCUACGGCGAUCAUUAGAGAAGCAAAAGUUAUGCGUGAUUUAAAAAAUAUUGAUGCAAACGGUGUAGGUAAAUCCAAAGAAUUUGGAUUUGUAACAUUUACAAAACACGAAGAUGCUCUAAGAGCUUUACGAGCUAUAAAUAAUAACCCUAAGAUUUUUACACCAUACAAGAGACCAAUAGUUGCAUUUUCCAUAGAAAAUCGUAUUAUGGUAAAUACGAAACAAAGGAGAACAGAAAAAAAUUUAGCACGGAGUCCUCUUUACUCAGGAAAUAAAAAAAUCAUUCCAAAAGAAUCAGUGGAGCAAAAAAUAGUCCAAGCUAAGUCAGAAAGAAAAGUUGAGAAAGAAGAAAAAACUUUCACUGGUAAUCAAAGUAAACCUGGACAAACAAAGAUCAGAUCAAGGUUUAAUUUAAAAAAUCAAGCUAUUCUGCAUAAAAAAGUAACGAAGAAGGAAAAAAAGGCAGUUAAACACGAUCAACAAAGCAGAAAAAUGAAAAUAGAAAAAGUGAAGAAAGAUGUAAAAUUUAAAAAAUCUGCCAAAAAAAGGGAUGCAGAAAAUGCAAACUUUAAUAAACUUGUUCACAGUUAUAAAAAUAAAUUAUUAGCAAUAGGUCCAACCAAUCCAUCAAAAUGGUACGAAACGUCAUCGACGUAAAUACAUAUUUAUAUGUUUUAAUAUUAAAUAAUUAAUAGACAUCUCUAUGUAUUGUCUAUUCUUUUUAAUAAAUAUCUCAUAUUAUAUAUUAUUGACGUAAACAAACUUGAGCGAAUCCUGUAAAAAAUAGAAGAACAAGAAUAUAAGUUAUGUUAUAUGAGAAUAUAAUUAUUACCAGCAGAUAACAAUAUUUUUCUUUUUUAU